AUGGCCUACAUCAAGGAACCUUCCUCACUUCCUGAGGUCGAAAACUUGAUUCAUGCUCUCUAUGAACCUGUAUCCCCGGCCAUCGUUUCCCAGAUCCAGGACGUCCUUCAUCGGAUACAGAGGUCCGACCAGGCUUGGGCCCUUGCUCGCGACCUGUUGUCUCGUCCGGACGAAAAGGUCCGGUUCUUUGGCGCAUUAACAUUGAUUGUAAAGCUGAACACAGAUAGCUCCUCGCUCGGUGGGGACGAAUUAAGCGAGCUCUUCACACGUCUCCUAGGCUGGUUCACAGAGUCGGCAUUGGAUACCUCCAGUGGACUUGUCACGAGGAAACUGUCGACUGCCCUUGUUACCUUUUUUCUUCAUUUUCCCACCCACUGUUACCCGUGUUUACGGUAUCUUAUAUGUUGCCUUCAACUGCGACGACACGCCAACCCCAACGACAUUGACGAUGCGUUAGCCUUCAUUCCAAACCUUGAACCUCGCGCAAUGCAAGCCUGUUUGCUUUUCGCAACCGACCUUGUGGAGGAGGCGGCAAAGGUUGAUAUGAAUUCGGCAAAUCAUCUACCCAUCUACGAAGGAAUUCGUGACUCGAUUGAAGAUGUAGCAGCCCUAAUAUCUCUUGGCCUGGACCCGGAAAGAGACGCAAGUUCUAGGUUAUCUCUCCGGAGAAGCGCUAUCAAAUGCCUCCAGGUGCGGGAUCAUCCCUCAAAUCACAAGGUCCCAUGGGCAUCCUUUGCUCACCGUUCCCUACCGCGGUCUGACCCUCUUCUAGAACAUCUCCGUAACCUCAUCCCACGGGUUGUAAACGGACUGGCUGUCGCCUCGGAUGACGCUACAUUUGCCUCCUCGAUGGAAUUACUUUCCGAGCUCCUCUCCAAUCAUCAUGGCUUCCUAACAGUACCACACAUCCGCCUGCUCAUGAACAUGAGCGUUGGCCAGGUUGGUAUUCGGUAUUACGAUCGUUUGAUCCAGGGGGACUUCGAUUUUGAAAACCUGCAAUUUGGUCUAUUCAUGAUUGCUCUUGCAGACUCCCAAAUGGACACGCUACUCGCAGCUGAACCUGACCCGCUUUCUGAAAAGCUUCUUGAGUCGGUUUGUGGUCUUCUGGCUGCGAAGGGCUUUCCCGCAGUAGAUGACCGAAUCUUUACUCCAGCAGUCGAGUUCUGGUCCACAUAUGUCGAGUCCAUGGCCGACUUUGGCGACGGCCAAGAAGCACUUGCUUCCAAAGUGUUUCCGCCCCCUCAAAUUAUUUCUGAAUGGGAUUCCACUGAGCGGGAGGGCUUUAUGGACGCACGGAAAGAUGUGGCGGACCUCUUGCAGUCUAUGUAUGCGAUCUCGGGAAAUAAACUGGUCUCUGUGUUUGUGGACCUCGCAGUACAAGCUACGGCAUCACAGCUUUGGGCGGAGCUCGAGGCAGCUGCGUUCUGCCUAGGCGCGUUUGCCGAUUGCAUCGCAAGCGAGUCGGCGUGCGAUGACGAUCUGAGCAUAACGUUUUCCCCGUCCUUCUUCGGCAUCCUUCGACAGGAUAACCAGAGCAUACCUUUGCGAACCCGACAGUCAUGCAUCGCACUUAUCGAGAAGUUCGCCGAAUACUUCGAGCGAAACGUAUCGAGCCUGCCGGACGCUCUCAAUCUGCUAUUCUCUGUUUUGGGCGACCCCUUAUUGGCCGGGCCGGCAUCUAAGUCUAUACAUAAGCUUUGCUCCUCGUGUAGGACUGUGCUUAUUGGCGAGGUUGAUACCUUUUUGGCCGAAUAUCGAAGGAUCGUCGACCAGGCGCAGCUGGAUUGUCUAGCAAAUGAGAGGAUCACUGGUGCGAUCGGCUCCGUCAUCCAAGCCUUCGACAACGACGAGGCCCAGGCAGCUACGAUCCAUCAACUGCUAGAUAUUUUUUCCGCCGAUGCCCAGCGGUGUAUUCUAGGCGCUAGGAGCGCCGAGCUCGUCGACGUAGACUCGAGCCUUCGUCGCUGCGGGCGCCGCUGUCUGGCAGAUGUUCCCAUCGCUGAAAUUCCACUCCACGUUGGUCUCCGCGUCCUUCGAUGUCUCGUUAACCUAGGCAAGGGUCUGCAGGCGCCCGCAGACGUCCCAGUUGAUCUAGAUACAGAAAAAACGAACUUGACUCGGCGACCUGACACGGAGCCCUUCCGCUCUGUGUAUUCUCGCAUACUGACCAUAGUCACGGAGUUGCAGGUUACGUUCCCCUCGAGUGGUGAAGUCAUCGAAUCCAUCUGCAAUAUCUUCAGAGCUGGCUUCUCGGAGACGGUCCCUGGGCCUUUCGUGUUCCCCCUUGCCACGAUUUCUGGGUAUCUGAUUCGGCAGCCAUUCUCUACUGCUAGAAUCGGAGCCCUCAUCGGCAUGGCCUGCUCAUUUGUUAGUUCGACAACGCCAAGGACCCAGGGCUGGGGCGACGUUAUGCCUCUCACGUUGGACUGGGUCAUCCGCCUUGUCCGCGAACUCCCUAGUGUCGAUUAUGAUCCUGAGCUCUCUCAGCACGCUAUUGAUUUCUGUUGUAGGCUCUUCGUGAAAGACCCUGGUGUUGUCCUCCUCCUCGAACCACAGGACUCCCUCGCCUUCUUCUUUUCCUUUACCCUUACCGUCCUUGACAGCCAAGAACCUCUCCCUAAGGCAGCUGCAGCAGAGUUUUGGGCUACUUUUGCAGGUUACCGCGCACCUAACCAGCAUCACCAGGAGCUAAUCCAGCGCGUAAUGCAAGAGCUGGGUCCGCUAAUCAUGCUCUCGCUCAUGAGGAAUAUAGGAGGUAAUGCUUCGCGAAGCGAGCUUGAUAAACUUAGCGAACCCCUCAAGAAGAUAACAUCACUUCACCCAAUGGCACAGACCUGGAUGCGCGCAGCUCUCCUUCAUCCGAGCUUUCCAAGUCAGAAUAUCUCCGAGGAAGCAAAGCUCUCGUUCGCAAGAAAAGUCAUCAGGUAUGGAUAG
Scedosporium apiospermum is the source of this 2934-nucleotide messenger RNA. RefSeq lists its product as uncharacterized. The record is from RefSeq and is a predicted model, not a curated record. NCBI's taxonomy places the organism in Eukaryota, Fungi, Ascomycota, Sordariomycetes, Microascales, Microascaceae. The coding region runs from base 1 to 2934 and encodes 977 amino acids. Gene Ontology annotation, cellular component: nuclear membrane; cytoplasm. The transcript has 8 exons. Gene Ontology annotation, biological process: protein import into nucleus.